Eimeria maxima is the source of this 3000-nucleotide messenger RNA. RefSeq lists its product as hypothetical. The coding region runs from base 1 to 3000 and encodes 999 amino acids. Lineage: Eukaryota; Apicomplexa; Conoidasida; Eucoccidiorida; Eimeriidae. The transcript is spliced from 9 exons. The record is from RefSeq and is a predicted model, not a curated record.
AUGUGGGGACGGAUUACGGAGUCCUUCAGCAAGGUCAAGAAGAAGGCAGAUGAGGUAGCGAAUUCCGUUCAAUCGAGCACCGCUCUGUUUACGCGGGCUCGCGAUGUGCUGCUGACGUUUGGCGGAGGACACGAGACAGCAGCAGCAGCAGCUGCUGCUGCUGCUGCAGGCUUCGCAGGGCUGACAGCAGAGCAGCUGCUGACGCUCCUUGAGCAGCAAGCAGCAGAUGUAAGAUCCCUAGACGAACUGCAGCAGCUGCUGCAUGUAUGGACAACCUUGCUGCAGCACGAUGAUGAUCCAAAUGCCCCUCGUUUUCCCUCUGGUGACUUAGAGCAGCAGCAGCAGCAACAGCAGGAGCAGCAGCAGCAAGAUGCAUCCAGCAGCAGCAGCUCAGCUGCUGCAGGCCAUUCCCAACAGCAGCAGCAGCAGCAGCAGCAGCAGCGAGUGUGCAGCGACUUCGCUAAACAGGUUAUAGAGGAGCAGCAAAUGCUCUCCUCCUUGCAGCUGCCACAGAAACUCUUAAGCCAGGACUUCGGCUUCUCAGAGGUCAGCAGCAGCAGCAGCAGCAGCAGCAGUAGCAACGGCAGCAGCAGCAGCAUCAACAGGCCGCAGCUGCUGCUGCGCUCCAUCGCUAGGAGGCCGCAGCUGCGGGCAGUUUUUCUUGCCAAGGUGCAGCAGCAUGCGCAAUUUAUUCAGCGGCAGCAGCAGCAGCAGCAACAACGGAAGCAGCAGCAACAGCAACAGCAGCAAGAGGAGGGCAUCCCGCCACCACCACCACCGCCCCCAACGUCGCCUCCGCCGAAGCUGCAGCAGGUGCAACAGCAGCAGCAGCAACAGCAGCAGCAGCAGCAACAGCAGCACCAUGGAGAGGGAGACGCAGCGUCUGAAAUGCAGUUUGCUGCUGCAGCAGCAGCAACACAUGAGGAAGAAAUGCCUGACAAGGCAGAGAUGCUGCUUCAGCUGUUGCUGUUGCUGCUGCAGCAGACGCUGCAGCUGUCCUCGCAGCAAUGCUUGCGGCUGCUUGUUGCGCUGCUGCAGUCUGCUGCUGUUGUUGCAGAGACAGAAGUUGCACUGAGGAGGCUAAGGGAGCAAGCAGCACUCAAGCAGCAGCCGCGACGGCAGCAGCAGCAGCAGCAGCACGAGUCAAAGAGAGGUGACGCAGAGGAAGGUGGAUCCCUGCAGCAAGAGAAGCAGCAGGAGGAUGAAGGCAACACCUCUGCUGCAGCAGCAGCAGCAGCAUCUGCUGCUGGUGCCGAUGCAUCUCUUGGUGGUUUCUUGGAGGAGGAGGAGCCUUUGCUGCAGGACAUGUCUGUUGCUGCAGCACGUGGUGUAUCUGCUGCUCUUGCUGCAGCAGCACUGCUGCAGCGGCGGCAGCAGCAGCAGCGGCUCAACUAUCAGGUGUAUAGGCUGCAGCAAGAUGCUUCUGUCUUGGGAAGAAAGAUAGAGAACUGUGAUAUGCCACUGGCAGAGGAUGCAGAUGCGGAGAAGCUUUUUGUACCGCAAAACAUGCGGUUGCGGGCGAGCAGCAGGUUGCUGCAGCAGACGGUGCUGCUGCAGCAGCUGAAGCAGAAGCAGCACGAGUUGCUUCCCAAAGCUGCAGCAGAGGCACUGGAGGGUAUAAAGCUGCUGCAGCAACAGCAGCAGCAGCAAGCUGCUUCCUGGCAGAAGCAGCAGGAGGCAUCCGAUGCCUUCUUGAACAAACUGCGUAUUGGGGAGGCUAAGGAAACUCUUAGAGCAGCGCAUGAGGCGGAGGAGCAGCUGCACUUGGAGGUGCAGCAAGAACAGAGCAGCAGCAAGAAGCUGGAGAGGCAGCAGCAGCAGCAGCAGCAGCAAUGGAAUGUAACAAGAGACAGUUUGCUGCUCUUCCAGCAGGCAGCACUUGAUGCAGCAGCAGCACAUAGCGAAGCAGCAGAAGUCUCUGCUGCAGUUGCAGAGGCAGAUGCAAAGGAGCUAGAAAACUCUCUGCAGACGUUGGUUUGUCGUCAUUUCGCCUUCGAGAAGAAUCGCGUGCAGCAGCAAGCAGCAGCACUGCGUCAGUGCAUGCGUACGUUAGAUAAGCAGGAGCAGCAGCAGCUGUUGCUGCAGCGGCAACGGGAGCAGGCGCAGCUGGAGGGAGACGGAGGAGAUGGGCUAACAGACUAUGAGCUGCAGCUGCAAGAAGAAGAAGAGCAGCAGCAGCAGCAACUGCUGCAUAAACAAUUCCUUAAGAGCCUGCAGCGGCUCGUUGUCGCCUUUGAGGAGUCGCAGGCAUUUUUGCAGGCGCAUGCAGAUACACUGCAGGAGGCUCUGCAGCAGCAGCAGCUGCUGCUGCGGCAUAAACAGCAGCAACAUGGCAGCCAGUCGUCUUCCUCCUCCUCAUCCGCUGUUGCUGCUGCUACAGCUGGGAAUGCCCAAGAGCAACAGGAAGCAGCAGAAGCAGCACGUGCUGCAUUGAGAGAGAUUGCUGCUGUGUACAUGCAGGCCCAGCAGGAAGCUCAGCCUUACGUACAAAGCAUCCAGGCCGCGAUGUCGGGGAAGAAGGCGCCGCUGCUGCGGGAAGCAGCAGCAACACCAGUGUCUGUGUCUGACGUUUCAGCAGCAGAAGGAGCAGAAGGAGCAGAAGCAGCAGAUAUCAGCAAUACUGCAGUAGUGGACAAGUCGGUUGCAUGGUUGGCCUCCUGCGAUAACGCGGAUGGUGUCCUGGCGUCGCCAGCAGCAGCAGCUGCUGCUGCUGCAGCAGCUGCAGCAGCAGCAGCUGCUGCUGCUACAAAGCCAGGCAAAGGCCUCCAGUUGUUUACUCUAGAUGCAGAUAGCGGCCCCCCUACACCUGAGCUAGAGGCUGCUGCUGCUCCUGCCAAGUCGCCGCAACAUGUCGGCGCCGAGGUUGCGGCUGCUCUUACAGCAGCUGGUGCUGCACCUGCUGCUGCUGCUGAUGAAACGCCUGCUGCACCGUCUCUGCAGCGAAGCAAGGAAGCCCGCAUGCUCAUUCACCCUCUUAAGGCAGUAGUGAGAGGCUUAUAG